Messenger RNA from Salvelinus namaycush (lake trout), 3908 nucleotides. RefSeq names its product transient receptor potential cation channel subfamily M member 4-like. The transcript is spliced from 28 exons. Gene Ontology annotation, cellular component: membrane. Gene Ontology annotation, molecular function: ligand-gated calcium channel activity; calcium-activated cation channel activity. Bases 1 to 3795 code for a protein of 1264 amino acids. Gene Ontology annotation, biological process: calcium ion transmembrane transport. NCBI's taxonomy places the organism in Eukaryota, Metazoa, Chordata, Actinopteri, Salmoniformes, Salmonidae. The record is from RefSeq and is a predicted model, not a curated record.
AUGAAGGAUACGGAUAAACGGCAUGAAGGAGGCGGAAGGAGAACGGGAACAGAAAAAUCUGAGAAAGAUCAGAGCUGGAUCCCCAAGAUCAUCAAAAUGAGAGUUUGCACCACGUUCGUAGAGGACUUAUCAAGCAAUGGGGUAUUGUGUCAGUGUGGUGGUGUGCGGGAGACACACGGCUCCAUCGCUACAGGAGACUUUUUCGGGGCGGCCAUCGUCAGCCAAUGGGACAGCUCUCAGCACUCCUCAGAGUACCCCACCGACGCCUUCGGAGAGUUGGAGUUCGCAGGGGCCGGCAGGAGACACAGCCAUUUCCUGCGUUUGUCAUGCGACACCCCACCUCAUAUCAUGUACGGCCUGAUGACGGCCCAUUGGGGGGUGCCCUCCCCCAACCUGGUGGUUUCUGUGGUGGGGGGGGGGGGUGGUCGCGAGAAGGUCAAGCCCUGGGUCAGGGAGGUGCUGAGACAGGGGCUGGUCAGGGCAGCACAGAGCACAGGGGCGUGGAUAGUGACGGGGGGGCUGAGGGAGGGGGUUGGACGUUGUGUUGGGGAAGCAGUGAGGGAUCAUGCGGCUGCGGCCUCCUCCCUGUCCCAGAAGAAAGUCAUCGCUGUGGGCGUGGCCCCCUGGGGCCUCGUGCACAACAGACAGCAGCUCAUUAACUCUGAGGGUAGUUUUCCAGCACGGUAUUAUGUCCAGAACACGUCCCAUGACUCGUGCUGCCUGGAUAGUAACUACCAGGCCUUCCUGUUGGUGGAUGAUGGGAGUGUAGGCCGGCGGGGAGGGGAAACGGCCUUCCGGGCCAAGAUGGAGGACUACAUCUCCCACCAACGCACCGGCAUCUGGGGUAGUGGCAGUAUAGAUGUCCCUGUAUUGUGUAUGCUCAUCUCAGGGGACGCUGCCAUGCUGGAGAGGGUGGAUCUCUCUCUGAAGAAGGCUACUCCCUGGCUGGUGUUGAAUGGUUCUGGUCCAGCGGCGGAUCUCAUCUGUGAGCUGCUGGAUGUACUGUCAGCCGGGCCCAUGAGCCCCCCCUCUCCCCAGCCAGAGGGUGAGGGGAGCGAGAAGCCCAGUGCGGAGCUGCGCGACAGAGCCCGUGAGAGGGUCCGGAGACACUUCCCUGCCAAGGCAGACGUGGAGAAGCUGGUGGACAGGGCUCUGAGUAUCUAUAAAAACAGAGAUCUGAUCACAGUGUUCCACGGGGAGCAGGAGAGUCCUGAUGAUUUUGACACAGUGCUACUGAAGGCUCUCGUCAGAGCCAGUAAACGUGUGUCAAGCGAUGCCAGUGAGUACACAGAGGAGCUGAAGCUAGCAGUAGCCUGGAACAGGGUGGACAUCGCUAAGAGUGAACUCUUCAAUGGAGACAUCCAAUGGAAGUACGAGGACCUGGAGGACUCCAUGACGGAUGCGCUGAUCAACGACAAGCCCCAGUUCAUACGUCUCUUCAACGAGAACGGCCUCAACAUCCUGGACUACCUAACCUACAGGCAUCUGGAGGUCCUGUACCGCUCACUGUCCGACAGUUCUCUGGCCUUCACUCUGCUCCAGCGGCUUCUCACAGAGAGAAAGGGCCUGGCCAUAUGCUCUCCGAAAGAGGCCUUAGCCCUCAAGAGCCCCCAGAACCCCAUGAGCCCCCUAUCAGGACCCUCCUCUGUCAAAGAGCUCAGCUUGUAUGAGGUGUCACGGCUUCUAUGGGACAUCCUGGGAGAUGUGUGUGAGCCCUUCUACUACAGUCUUCUCGGUUUGGACCAGACCUCCACCACCAGGAGAGCACUGAAGCAAGUGAAUAAGUUGUUGGAGGGGGAUUGUUCGUACAGGGAGCAGAGCUGUCUCUAUCCGUGGGCCUCUCUGUUCAUCUGGGCUGUGCUGCAGAACCGCAGCGAGAUGGCCGUCUACUUCUGGGAGAUGGCAGGGGAGUCUGUCCACAGUGCUCUGGCAGGCUGUAAGAUUCUGAGGGAGCUGUCUAAGCUGGAGAGUGAGACGGAGACCAAGCUCUCUAUGAAGGAGCUGGCCCAGAAGUUUGAGAACUUGGCCCUUGACGUGUUCAGUGAGUGCUACCAGAGCAGUGAGAGCCGCUCUUUCACCCUCCUUAUAAGGCAGUCUCCGGUGUGGGGCAAAGCUACCUGUCUACAGAUGGCCACCUCAGCUGACGCCCGCCACUUCUUCAGCCACGAUGGCGUGCAGUCUCUGCUGUCUCAGAUCUGGUGGGGAGACAUGAAGAGGAGCACGAAGGUCUGGAAACUGGUCCUCUCCUUCUUCUUACCCCCCCUCAUCUACACCAACCUCAUCACUUUCAGGUUAAAGGAACAGGAACAUGAGGAAGAGGUAAAGGAGGAGGAGGAGGCACCUCAUGGUCGAGACACAGAGAGUCUGGACGGAGCAAAUGCCACUAUGCUCUCCCUCUCCGACAUCAUGCAAACGGAAGAGGAUGUCGAGGAAUAUGCUGCUCUAAGGGCCAAUCUGAAAAGUGCCCCCUCCAAUCCCAAGAGGCCCUUCAUAUUGCUGCGCUGGAGGGAGUUCUGGUUUGCGCCCGUCACCUCGUUCCUAGGCAACGUGUUGAUGUACUUCCUGUUCCUCAUCCUGUUUGCUUAUAUCCUAUUGUUGGACUUCAAGCCCCCGCCGCCUCACGGCCCGUCCACCUUAGAGUUUGUUCUAUACUUCUGGGUCUUCACCAUGGUCUGUGAGGAGAUUCGACAGACAUUCUUCAGGGGCAGCACCACUUUAUAUCAGAGAAUGAAGCUCUACAUCGAGGACAUGUGGAAUAAGUGUGACAUCACAGCCAUCUCACUCUUUGCACUGGGAAUGUGCUGCAGAAUGUUCCCGUGGUCCUAUGAGUUUGGCCGUGCUGUGUUGGCUGUGGACUACAUGGUGUUUACCCUCCGUCUCAUCCACAUCUUCGCCAUCCACAAACAGCUGGGACCCAAGAUAAUCAUUGUUGAAAAAAUGAUGAAAGACAUCUUCUUCUUCCUGUUCUUCCUGGCGGUAUGGCUCCUGGCCUACGGCGUAGCCAAUCAGGCGCUGCUCUACUCCUACGACCCCCGUCCCGGUUGGAUAUUUCGCAGAGUGUUCUACAGGCCAUACCUCCACAUAUUUGGACAGAUCCCCAUACACGAAAUGGAUGCUGAUAAACUGGACGAGGGGAUAGAGUGCACCAAUAACGUCACCCUGGUUGAGGCGGGGGCAGAGCCCUGCAUGAGUACCGAACACAAUUGGCUGGUGAUCAUCUUAUUGGUCAUCUUCCUGCUGGUCACCAACAUCCUCCUGGUCAACCUGCUCAUCGCCAUGUUCAGUCACACGUUCUCCAAAGUGCAGGAACACAGCGACAACUACUGGAAGUUCCAGCGUUACAAUCUGAUCGUGGAGUACCACUCCAGACCCUGCCUGGCACCACCCUUCAUCCUCAUCUCCCACAUCCACCUCAUCAUCAAGAGACACAUCCGCAAGAUCCCCUCCACAAAGAUCAAACACUUUGUUCUGGAGAUCCACGGUAGGGAGGCCAGUAGACUGAACACGUGGGAGGCCAUCCAGAAGGAGAAUAUACUGUUUGCCCAGAACAAACGAGAGAGAGAGAAAGACUCAGAGAGACUCAAACGUACCUCCGUCAAGGUGGACAAUGUAUUAAAGCAGAUGGCAGAGAUUCGGGACCACGACCGCAGGCUGAGAACGUUGGAGACCGAGUUGGAGUACUGUUCUAGUGCCCUCUCCUGGAUGACGGAGGCUCUCUCUCAGAGUAACUUGGUAAAGACCACACGUCCUCCGCCCGCUCUCAGAGAUCUGACCUCUCUUUCUCCAACUAGCUGACAAAUGUCUGAUGGAGAAUAGUGAAAUCUGGACGCGCACAAACGACCUCUUAACUGUCCCUCGAAGUCGAUGAUGACAAAUGUUCCUCUUGUGGAUUGGGGGUAUUGCUUUAA